Stegostoma tigrinum is the source of this 3378-nucleotide messenger RNA. Its product is annotated as casein kinase I. Bases 341 to 1585 code for a protein of 414 amino acids. Lineage: Eukaryota; Metazoa; Chordata; Chondrichthyes; Orectolobiformes; Stegostomatidae. Gene Ontology annotation, biological process: signal transduction; spindle assembly; positive regulation of proteasomal ubiquitin-dependent protein catabolic process. Gene Ontology annotation, molecular function: protein serine/threonine kinase activity; ATP binding. Gene Ontology annotation, cellular component: nucleus; cytoplasm; spindle microtubule. The record is from RefSeq and is a predicted model, not a curated record. The transcript has 9 exons.
AUGUGAUGUCAGACCGUUCGCAGUCCGGCAAUGGCGAGCUAGAGCCGAGGAAGGAGAAAGGAGAGAGAGUCACUCGAAUCCGAUGUAAUCCUGCGUGCAGGCGGCCAGAAUGACAAUAAAAUUUGGUGGAGCAUAAUCUACGGCGUUUAACGUGUCGUCUGGUGUGGAUAUUGUCGGGGUGCAUUUGGAAAGAAGCGAGAAAAGUGUUGGUGAAAAUCCCUCUGUGAGAGAGACUGAGAACAGACAGACACACACACACACAGAGGGAGAGAAAUAGAGUUUCUCUGAGUAACCCGGGUUAAAAUCAAACUCACACAGUGGGCACCAGGCGAAACCCACCAUGGAACUCAGAGUGGGAAACAGGUACCGACUCGGCAGGAAAAUCGGCAGCGGGUCCUUCGGAGACAUAUACCUGGGAACUGACAUUGCUGCAGGAGAGGAGGUGGCCAUUAAGCUGGAAUGUGUGAAAACCAAACACCCACAGCUACAUAUUGAGAGCAAGAUAUACAAGAUGAUGCAAGGAGGUGUUGGCAUUCCCACUAUCAAGUGGUGUGGUGCGGAAGGAGAUUACAACGUGAUGGUGAUGGAGCUGCUUGGACCAAGUCUCGAGGAUCUCUUUAAUUUCUGCUCUCGUAAAUUCAGCCUUAAGACAGUCCUUCUUCUUGCUGAUCAGAUGAUCAGCAGAAUUGAAUACAUUCAUUCGAAGAAUUUUAUCCAUCGUGAUGUGAAACCUGAUAAUUUCUUAAUGGGGUUGGGAAAGAAAGGCAACCUGGUCUAUAUUAUUGACUUUGGGCUAGCAAAAAAGUACCGGGAUGCACGAACACACCAACAUAUACCAUACCGUGAAAAUAAGAACCUUACAGGAACAGCUCGAUAUGCUUCGAUCAAUACCCAUUUGGGAAUAGAACAAAGUCGCCGUGAUGAUUUGGAAUCCUUGGGCUAUGUUCUGAUGUACUUUAACUUAGGAUCGUUGCCUUGGCAAGGUCUGAAGGCAGCAACAAAAAGACAGAAAUAUGAACGCAUUAGCGAAAAGAAAAUGUCGACACCGAUUGAAGUGCUCUGCAAAGGUUACUCAUCUGAGUUUGCCACAUAUUUGAACUUCUGCCGCUCUCUACGUUUUGAUGACAAACCAGACUACUCCUACUUGAGGCAAUUAUUUCGCAAUCUCUUUCACCGCCAAGGCUUUUCCUAUGAUUAUGUCUUUGACUGGAACAUGCUCAAGUUUGGAGCCAGCAGAGCUGCCGAUGAUGAUCGUGAACGGAGAGAACGAGAAGAACGAAUGAGGCAUGGCCGAAAUCCAGCAGCGCGGGGAUUACCUUCGACUGCUUCUGGAAGGCUUAGAGGAAAUCAAGAAGUGGCACCACAGACACCCCUCACACCCACAUCCCACACUGCUAACACAUCUCCACGCCCUGUCUCUGGCAUGGAACGGGAGCGAAAAGUGAGCAUGAGGUUACAUCGUGGCGCUCCUGUUAAUGUUUCCUCAACAGAUUUAACUGGACGUCAAGACGCAUCACGAAUGUCAACAUCACAGAUCCCAGCCCGGGUGACUUCCAGCGGCAUCCAUUCCACUGUUCCUCGAUGAAAAUAACUCACCAUGGAGGGUGGACAAUGCAUGGCUGAUGUCCCAUUCUAACCUUGAAACUUGUGACCCCCCCCCCCUUACAAAGUAAACCAACAAAAUGAAGCUCUCGAUGCCUUUAAUUUAAAUGCAGAAGGAAAACUUCUUAAAAUGUUUUCUUUAAGAACACCUUCACAAGGAAAUCUUUGCCUGACUGCAGUGUAAAAUACAAGUUAAAAGAUUGUGCCCACUGCUUCAGUAGCAAGGGCUCUAAAGACGGUUUACAGAAUUGACCGCAUAUAGAAUAGAUAUCGCCAUCCCUCUCCUUCCAUGAGUGGCAUUAUGUAGCCUUUUAUUACUCUACUGUACAACCGUAGACCUUACUUGGUUUAAAUAUUUUGUAACAGCCUGCUAAAGUUGAAAGCAGAAUCUAUGUAGAUAAGUAGAUUGUUGUCCUGCUUUUAUGUAUGUGAUGCUCUUAUCGGUUUGAGAAUUGAAAUGAAGAUUGAUUGGUUGACUUUGAAAUCCCAUAACAAUAGGGUUCGCAAUGGGUGUUUGUGAAUUUAAAAGCAGCUGAUUUUAUUUAAAGCUUUCUCCAGUCUUUUGUAUUAAAUUUGAGUUUAAAAAUGUUUUCUUCUUUGGUAGCACACUGUAUCAAUUAAUGUUUUUGAAUUAUUGUUUAGGUUGUUUGUGCACUUUUAACUUCCACAUUUUAUUUUUUUAUCAUAAUAAAAACUGAAUGAUCAUUGGUGCCAGUAGCCAUUUUCUAUCUUGUGGAAGAGGCUGCCAACAUAUCAGGCAGAAGCAAUGAUGAUUAAAAUGGCAGUGCCAAAGUCCAACAGAAAAUGUGACAGUAAAAAUCAAAAUGUGGAAGAAUAAAGUUUAAAAAGUAAUGGUAAAGCUGUGUUUUGGUGGCAGUUAUUUUUAAACUACAGCGUCUAAAUAGCGUUAGGACCAGGUUUACUCGUUGAGUUCCCUGGCCUAUGGAGUUAUAGCAUCUCCAUUAUUCACUUGAGUAGAAAAGGCUUUUUAAACAAAAAGCUCCGAAGGACAUGUACAGUAAAAAUGUGAAUUCUGCCAUUAGUCAAGCGUGGCUAAUGAUUAUAUACAUUCCAAUGCGCAUGCUUCAAGACGUUCUUUGUUAUUUUAAAAUGUUUACAUGUGGUAUUAUUGAAUCCAGAUUGGAGGUGUUUAUUGAAACCUCACUGGAAUUCAGCCAAAACUCAUAACUUGGUUGCCAUGUACAGCUUCCAGGUAGCGCUCUUGAGGGAAUAGAAGAACUUGGACGUGUAUAUGUUUUAUUGAAUGCUUAGUUCAUCUCUUCUUAUCAAUCACCCACACUUGCAUUUCUCAUCAGCGUCUUGGGAGGUUACAUGAAGGGGGCUGCUGGCUAAAUGUCAGAAAUACCUUACUAUUGAUGCAUGCGCACUGACAUGUUGAACAGGAACACAGCUACACCUGGCAUUUACUGUAUUAAGAUUCUUUCCUUAAUUUCAGUAGUUAUGUGAGAUUAAUUUUGUAAAUGUUUGUGGUUAAAUUAUUUUUUCUCCCCAUAAGAUUUGUUAGAGCAAACUUGAAGAUAAAUGUUUCCUUCUCACAGCCAAUACAUCAAAACUGGUGGUGCCUCCAAGAUAUCAGACUCUUCCAAUUUUUUUUCCCCAAGUAAAUGAACCACAGUGACCUUGGAUGGCUGUUUUUCCCCUCUGUAGAAUGUCUGUGUAUAUCUUGUGUAAUGGUAACAGAAUACUGGUAACCUAUUUGUAUUGCAGCUGUAUUUGUGUACUUUAAAAAUGUAAAUAAAUUCAUAUUGACUUGUA